AUGUCAGACACGCCGAGUUCGCGUCAACAACAACAAUUACCAUUAGAAUUUCCCGUUCAAGUCCAUCCUGGUUAUUCAGUAUUACCACCGAUUUCAUCAUCAAGUUCUGAGUGUGACAAAACAUCUUCAGAUGUCAAAGACUUUUGGAUUAAACUUCGCGAACAUAUCAACAGCGAAAGAUUGAAACCGUACGAUAAACAUGGAAAUCAAAGAACAUCGAACAAAGUCGUUCGAAUCUUCGUUUCAUCAACAUUUACAGAUUUUUUCAAUGAACGUGAAGUUCUGAUUAAAAAAGUCUUCACUGCACUGCGCGAUGAAAUGCGACCAGCCGGUAUUCAAAUCAUUGAUUGUGAUCUACGAUGGGGUGUUCCGAAAGAUUCAACAACUGAGCAAACCAUCCUAGCAUGUCUUGAAGAACUCGAUCGAUGUUUAGAAGAAAAUGGUCAACCAUUUUUUAUCGGACUGAUAAGCGAUAAAUAUGGUUGGGUUCCGAAAUUGAACGAUUUACCAAAGCAUAUAACGGAAACCUAUUCGUGGAUUGAUGGAGCAUCGAUAACAUUGAUGGAAUUUAUUCAUGGUGCAUUUCGUCGAAACAAUCCCAAUGCAUUUUUUCUCAUUCGAAAGUCGGAGGAUCUUCUGAAGCAUCUUCCUGAAAAGUAUAACGAUAAAUUUCGUGAUAAAGACCAAUUAAGUCAAAAGCAGAUCAUAGAAUUAAAAGGUCAAUUAUCGGAAAUCAUCUCUCCCGAGCACAUCUUCGCUUAUGAUUGUUCAUACAGUGGCUUAGAUUCAUCAACCGGACGUGAAAGAGUGAAAAUCGAUGGCUUCGAAGAAUUCGAAGAGGGAGCAAAAACUUUCCUACGUGAAGCCAUACAGAAAUGGUACCCGGAAAACUUCAAUCAAGAUAAUUCAAUCAAUAUCGAGGAAAAAGAAAUGAACAUAUUUCUUCUGAAUAAAACGCAAUAUUAUGUUGAUCGAUCCAGCGAACGUUCGAUGCUUAUGAAGUAUAUAACUGGCGAUCACAGUGGUUUCGUGUUAAAUCAGUCCGAGAAAGCAAUUGGUCAACCUUUGUUAGCUCUCACAAGUCAACCGGGUGAUGGGAAAACCAUGUUCCUUGCAAAGUUUGUCUUAGAUAUUGAAGAAACAAUGAAAGACAAAGCUAUUAUUUACUACUAUUUUGCCGAAGGAGCAUAUCAAGACGGAACUCAUUUCAUACUGAAUAAUUUACAGAUGAAAUUCUUAAAAUAUCUGGAUGACAAUGAUAUCAAAUCUUCAAAAACGAAUGAGAAAUUCAAUUUUAGUGAUGACUCAUUUCUUGAAGACGCUAUUGCUGCAAUACCAAUACCAAUCAUCAUAAUUGUCGACGGAUUGGAAAAGGGUGAUCUGCAUCAUGAUCGAGUUUAUAAGGACACAUUUCCGUUCCUUUGGUUUUCCUCAUUGCUAAGUAAUCACACAUAUAUCAUAAUCAGCACAGAAUUAAAUUCGAAUUUGCAUCAAACCGUGCGUAACCAUUCACAUUAUGAACUUGAACUUCAAUUAUUAACAACUGAACAACGUAGUUCAUAUAUUGAUAUGUUUUUCCAUAGUUUUAAUAAGAUCCUUGAACCAGAACAGAAAUCUUUACUUGUCGACAACAAGGGUGGUGAGCAUCCAAUUUAUUUAUCGUAUGUUUGUGAAAAUCUUCGGCAAUUCGGUGAUUAUUCACUUGUUACCAAACGUCUGAAAAAGUAUCCAACAACAUUAGAUGAUCUACUCAAUUUUCUACUGGAUGAAGCCUAUGAAAUUAUCGACAAUCGGGCAGUUAUUGACGCGUUCUUCAAAUUACUGCUUAUAUCCGACAUUGGUCUAGUCGAAGCAGACAUGGUCAACAUACUUGAUCAUUAUCUGAAUAGAAAUACAGAUGAAAACAAUCGAGUAGAUGUAAACCCGAUGGUAUGGGCGACAUUACGAAGACAUGUCAAAAUAUUUCUUGACACAACCUGGAUCAUAGGAAGCCAGUAUAUCAUUUUUCGCGAUUCAUCCGUUGAAAAGUUAUUACGACAACGUUGCUUGAAAGCUGAUGAAAACGAAAUACGCACUCUUCAUGCAUUCAUGGCCAUGUUUUAUCGUAAACAUUCGUCGAUCAAAGAUAUUGCGACAUCUCGUGUAUUGUAUCAUUAUGAGCAAGGCCGUAUGUACCAUGAACUUCUUGCAUAUUUGAAUUCAGUGGAAGGAUACAUUGUUACUCACCAUGAUCGACAAAACUAUUUACGACGUCGUCGUUGUACAAACACACUUGGUUCGGUUAAUACUAAUGAGAAUCAACGUGCUUAUGCAUGUAAUAUGUGUGCGAAACGAUUUAAAUUACCUCUAUUUAUGACGCAGAAAAGUCCGUGUAUUAUUUGUUCAAGACAUGUUCCUCCGGCGAAUUCGACUGAAGUACCUCUCGAGAAACGCGAAGCGCGUCUAUGUCAAAAGCAUGGUACGGAUGAUUAUCCACAAAGUUUUCAAUGUGUAUUUUGCAAAAAACUUCAACCAAUGCCAACAGGAGAAUCAGCAGGACCAAGAAAAGAUCCUUUGCCGUUAUUCAUUUGCUGUGAAUGUUGGACGGCAGGUGGAGAAACAGAGUCGCGUUGUUCUGCAUUUGUUUUGGACUCGUAG
Molecule: messenger RNA, 2637 nt
Organism: Adineta ricciae
Lineage: Eukaryota; Metazoa; Rotifera; Eurotatoria; Adinetida; Adinetidae
Source: the annotation of a GenBank genome assembly